UGCCUCAGGCCAUCUUUCUCUACGUGUACAGUCCACGCUUCGUGUCACAGAGCAUGACCAGCAAAUGAGAGUCAGUCGUUGAUGCAAAGUGUAAGGGAUGCGCAAAUGGUCAACUUUGAUUCCCAAACAUCAAGGGACUAGACAAGCGAACGAUGGAUGCUUUAAAGGACCCAGAACUAAUAAUUAUGAGCUUCUUUUCAUGCUUUCAGCCUCGCCAACUGGUGGCCCCUGACCUGUCUCAAGUGUUUAUGCCGCAUUAAAUGGCUUUGAAGCUUCUUUUCUUUUGUGGUGUAGAUUUUCAAGAAGACGAUUAGGGUACUGUAGCUGCUAUUUUUAGAUAAUUUAAGACAAACUUUGAGCCAUCUUGUAGAAGUAAACACAAGUGUUCUUGCACUCGUGAGGAAAACGAUCACAACAACGCAGACAGGAAAUCAAAAGUUAUAUUAAUCUUAUUAAACGGUCCAAGCUUCUCGAUUAGUCGAUCACAAAGCAAGUCACGUUCCUUGUACAUGAUUCGCCUUGGACAGACGUCAGAAAACAGUUAAAACAAUAGCCGUGUGCGUACGUAACUUGAUCGAAAGCGGGGCUAAAUCCACCUUUGGUCCACGUAGAUGUUUCAGUGUUACUAGUUGAAUUGCUUUCAAGAAAAACGCUGCUGUAAUAUUAAGAAUAGUGGAUAUAUAUAAUUUUUACAUGGUGCUAAUAUUAUACAUGUAUUCACAAGGGCUUUACAUCAAAUCAACGAGAUAAAUUAUUAACUAAAGCUAAACCUGAAAUGAAUAAACACUUUAAAAUAUGCCCAAAAAGGAUAAGACGGCGAGGAAAACAAAUAUCUAUUAAAACUAUAAAAUGUAAUAGCUGUGUCUGAAGACUAAACAUGCCCAGGAUUUAUUUUUUCAUCAUCAAUUAAAAACGAUCCCUAAUUUAAAACUAAAUGGUAGCCGUAAAGAAGUUCUACUGAACCUCUGAGCAGUGGUUAUUUUCACGGGACGUUUAGGGCUAUUAUCUUCGACUGAGUUUAGCUAAAACUACAAUUGCAGUACACAUAGGGUUGCCUUCUAAAAUAUAAAAAUGUGAGGAAAACUGUUUUUAUAAAGCCGGACAAAACAAACCAAAAUAAACGAUAUGUAUUCAGUUCUCCCGCGAUUAUGUUGCCAUAACAAAGAUGACAAAGGUAGCAAAAUUUAAAUACAAACUUAUCUUGUCUAUCCGUUUGUCUAUAUUUCCUAACCUUGCUAGAUCCUAAUCUAGAGACAAUUUAAUUCCUUAACCAAACAGCAGAUUCAACAUUGCAGGAAAGAAACCCCCGCUUCAGAGUCUACAAAUGAAACUGAAAACAGAUAUUAUAUUUAUUAUUUUGUUUUUUUAUAUAAAUAUUUUAACCAUAUGUACGGUGCCAAUAGCUACAAUAAAGAAGGCAGUGGUAUUUUUUCGCACCUUUGAAAGAAACGUAUCGUCGUGCCCUACAAGUAUUAGCGCUGGAGCACUACAAAACAAUUUCUUCAUCGAGCACAAUGAGCUAAAACAAAUCAAAAGCGCACUUCUCAAAGCACUUCAAUCGAUUUUAAGCAAUAACGAGUUCCAUUUACGCACGCCUGGACGCGGUAAUUGACUAUUGACCAAAUGGUGCGUCAGUGUUACACCUGUCUAUGGACUCGAAUUUUCUUUCUGUGUUUCUUUGGUUGGCAUAAUCUUUAAUUUUACAGUAGCUUAAACACUGACGGCUUUCGUAGAACAACGUCAAAAGAGACAAAAUUCAAGCCUCGCUAAUUGCCCAUUAGCAAUAUUUGCCCCGUGAAGUUAAACGGCACACAGCGUUGUUAUCAACAAUUAACUUUGAAUUUCAUUCCGUUCGCCUUUUAUUUCCAACCGUGAGAAUUCAGACGCCUGCGUGCAAAAAAUACACGGAAAAAGAUCUCCGCCGAUAUUGACAAGUACUUACGUGACACGGUGACUCAGUUCACUUACAAGGCACCGAGCUCACACAGGAGAGAACGGAUCUGGCUAAAUCUUUGCUGUUGGUUUUAGAAGCUCAGUCGCCAGAUUUGUCGCCAUGGUCUUUUCAGAAUGGCAAAGGAAUGGCUUGGUUAAAUAGAAAUUAACAAGGCACGGGAAGAAAAACUGGAAUGGCCAUCAAACGUGUCGUACAUCUUGUCUGGCUUCACAUGACUUUGCUCGUCGGAUGCCGAUUACAAGCAACGGCGGCGGCACCAGGCCAUUCAAGUAGCUGCAACGAAGAGCAUAGGAGGUGCGUCAGGGAUGCCCAAUUUCAAAAUUGUUCAGAUCCCACCUCUGCACCAACAAUCUCAAGGGAUGACCUAGCUAACAUCAGUGUCAAGGUCAAUCACACCGCAAAAUUUAAGUGUUCACAGACAAAAUAUGUAGCAAGUAUAACUGGACUCCAAUUUGACUGGAUAAAAUGGGACAACACCCCUUUGGCAGUGUCAGAACAUGACAUUGAUUUUGGAAACUUCACUGUUAUACUCACAAACUCAAAAUACACAAUGGAGCCAGGCAAGGAAGAGGAAUUAGAUUAUGUUUCUUACCUUUGGAUUCACAACGUCACACAGGAUGACAUAGGGUUGUACUCUUGUGUUGUAUGCAAUCAGUAUGGAAGAGAUUAUGGAAAUGCCUUUCUUAGUCUGAACACCACUAAAGUUUCAGUCAUUCCAACAACAACAACAAGUACCUCAACAACACAUUCUACAACAAGUAACAUGGAGCAACAGCAAAUCAAAGUUAUUAUAGGCUGCAUAGGAGCAUUUAUUGGUGUUGUUGCAGCUAUUAUAAUCUCAGUCCUUAUCUGGAAAAGAAAAGAACUCAAGCAUCAGGGAUUGCCGAGAAUUCUACAGGAAUCAAACUCACCAAUUGAAGAGCGUGACAGUGCACCUCCUCUUCCAGUGAAGUUUCAAAAUGGACACUCACUAAGAGAUUCACUUAUACCCCUAAUACACAAGAGAAACAGUAGUUACAGGUCACAGCUAUCAUCAUCAGCAUCUGGUGGAACAAUCCUGACAUUUGCAGAUGAUAUAUUUGAAGAUCCACUAGAUGAGAAAUGGGAAGUUCCUAGAGAGUCAAUUUUUAUAAAAGACUUUGCUGGAGAGGGUGCAUUUGGUUAUGUUGCUAAAGCAGAAGCUUUUGAGUUGCCAGGCAACAUUACUACACCUUGCUCUGUUGCUGUUAAGAUGUUGAAAGAAACUGCUACUGAUGCUGAAUUAUCUGAUCUGAUAUCUGAAAUGGAAACCAUGAAAGAAAUAGGAAGACACAAAAACAUUGUGAACUUUCUUGGGGCCUGCACAGUGCAAGGUCCAUUAUUUCUGAUUGUUGAGUACUGUCCACAUGGAAACUUAAGGGACUUUCUACGUGACAGUCGACCUUCUUCGUUGGAUCUUGUGGAUGAGAAGGCAGCAAGUCAAUUAACUUUUAGGGAUCUUUUAUCAAUGGCAUACCAAAUUACUAGAGGAAUGAGUUACUUAUCCUCAAAAAAGUGUAUUCAUAGAGACCUGGCAGCCAGGAAUGUUUUAAUUGCCGAGGACUUUGUAAUAAAAAUAGCAGAUUUUGGAUUAGCAAGAAAUCUUGGCAAUACAGACUAUUACAGAAGAACAACUCAUGGACGUCUUCCAGUAAAGUGGCUUGCAAUAGAGGCCUUGUUUGACCAGCAGUACACAGUAAAGACUGAUGUGUGGUCAUUCGGAAUUCUGUUGUGGGAGAUUUUCACACUUGGUGGUACACCUUAUCCUGGAAUUCCCAUGGAAAGAUUAUUUACAAUACUUAAAAAUGGAUACCGAAUGGAAUGCCCUAUAAACUGUCCCCCUAAAAUCUAUGAAAUAAUGCUGAAAUGUUGGGGUGACACCGCCAAAAUCCGUCCUUCAUUUUCUGAGCUCUGUGAACAGCUAGAUGAGAUACUUUCAACAGAAGCAGCUCAGGAAUACGUUGAGAUCUUAUCAAAGUCAGUUGACUGUCUGGCAGAUGUUGACAUGGAGUCUGACAAAACCACUGAAAGUGGAAGCAAUCCAGAACAAGCAAAAUCAAAUCUGCAGCCCAUCAACUAGGUCCUAAUCAAAUGCAUAGGGUUUGUCUUGGGAACUUCCAAACAUGAGCCAGCUAGUGUUUAAUCACACACUAAGAUCAGUCAGAGGAGGAAGUUGCCCUUCUGGGCCAGCCCACAAGCAAAAGACCAGCACUGAUAUAGCAUCAGUCCAGAGAGUAUGUUUGGAAGACUCUUUGGGUUGAUUUUCCUGUACAACACAAAUUACAUGUAUCAACUCAAGUCAACAUACAUGUAUUUAUCCACCAAAGGGAUGGACAAAAGAACCAAUUUAUCCAGGUGUGCAACCAUAUUAAGAAGCCUCCCUUAACAAAUGUCACCAACUCAUACUGAAGCAAUGUGUAGUGCCUUAAAUUAACUUCAGUUUAAACUAAAGGAACCUAAAGCUCGCCCAAAUUAUCAAUGUCUCAUU
This is a messenger RNA of Orbicella faveolata, 4460 nucleotides long. Its product is annotated as fibroblast growth factor receptor 1-like. Gene Ontology annotation, cellular component: plasma membrane; signaling receptor complex. The record is from RefSeq and is a predicted model, not a curated record. Gene Ontology annotation, biological process: cell surface receptor protein tyrosine kinase signaling pathway; protein phosphorylation; positive regulation of kinase activity. NCBI's taxonomy places the organism in Eukaryota, Metazoa, Cnidaria, Anthozoa, Scleractinia, Merulinidae. Gene Ontology annotation, molecular function: ATP binding; transmembrane receptor protein tyrosine kinase activity.